CUUCAUUUCCACAAGAUACAAAAAGAAUAAAUAAAAUACAAUUCACAAGUGAACGUUGACACAGUCAACACAGAGUCCCCCAUUCUCCAGACGCAUGACUCUCGCCGGCGCCUUCAAGUCCUCCUCUAUCAUCUCCUGGAAAUCAACAGGCAAGCUACAGCAAACCCUAGCCAACUGCAUAGAGAGGACCGGAAAGGCCCUGCAUUCAGGCAGCACAUCCACAGUCAAGAUAUCGCCGGAGUCCGCCGGCGUGGGGAGGUACUUCGUGUGUCGUUCGCAGCUGAUUCCGGCGUCGAUUGAGUUCGCGAGAGAGAGCCCUCUCUGUACUACUCUGCAUAAGGAUGGGCACAGCGUCCGGACCGUUGAGCACAUGCUCUCCGCCUUGGAGGCCACCGGCGUUGAUAAUUGCCGCAUCGAGGUCAAGAGCUCCGACUCUGAGGAUCCAUCUGUUGAGGUUCCUAUUCUUGAUGGGUCUGCGAGGGAAUGGGUGGAAGCAAUUGAGCAAGUUGGGUUAAAGGUGGCCACAGAUCAAGGUGGGAACAAUUGUGAAAAAAUGGCUCCUUUUCUUAAUGAAACUCUUCAUGUGAGGAAGAAUGAUUCUUUUGUGGCCGCAAUCCCUUCUUCAGAAGUUCACAUCACUUGUGGAAUUGACUUCUCACAGGUGCCUGCUAUCGGCUGCCAGUGGUUUUCUUCCUUCUCAGUGGGUGGCUCUUUCUAUGCUAAACAAAUAGCCCCUUCAAGAACAUUUUGCAUUUAUGAAGAGGUGCAGCGUAUGCGUGAUGCAGGACUCAUUAAAGGUGGCUCAGAAGAAAAUGCCAUUGUUUGUAGUACCAGUAGAGGUUGGUUGAAUCCACCAUUGCGCUUCCAGGACGAACCUUGUCGACAUAAGGUCUUAGAUCUUAUUGGUGACUUUUCCCUUUUUGCACGGUGUGGUAGUCAAGGGCUUCCAGUGGCACACUUGGUGGCUUACAAGAGUGGCCAUGCAUUACAUGCUGACUUCGUUCGCUGCCUGCUGAGAAUUGAUUAAGGGCAGAAGUUGCAACAUGCGUCAAUGGAAGAACCUAUUGUUUGGAUUUUUAGGCCCCUGCUCAGUAAAUAGUUUCAACUCCACUAAUUUAACCUCCGUAUGGUAAGGUUCGCUGAUUCUUCAAGAGAUGUGUGAAUCUUUAUUGGAAAGAAUCAUAUCGCCUCGUUUCUGAAGGUAAAUGAUUUUCCCGCUCUACUUUAUAAAUGCACUCCCAAUGUUGUUUACUUCAUAUGCCAUUGCCAUGUGUAAUUUAUUCUCAAACUUUUGGCACUUGAAGACAAACUUUGGAGUGUAUUUAUAAAGAAGUCUCGAGUCGACUGCAAAUAGCAUCCCAUUUAUGUGGUGCGAGCCAUAUUUUUUUUUAAACAGUGCCUUUCUGUGGAAAAGAAGCUUUUGUUUCGAUUUCUGGCAGUUACAUUUCUCCUCCCUCAUCCCCUAUUUUGUCUUGUAAUUCUAUUCUUUUGUACUCAUCGCAUAGAAAUGGUGUUUUUACUUUUUUCCAUUUUGUUUAAAUUACAGAUGGUAGUUUGAAUUCCGGUGAGUUGGAAUACCAAUAUCUGAUUGUCUUUC
Molecule: messenger RNA, 1597 nt
Organism: Rhododendron vialii
Lineage: Eukaryota; Viridiplantae; Streptophyta; Magnoliopsida; Ericales; Ericaceae
Product: probable UDP-3-O-acyl-N-acetylglucosamine deacetylase 1, mitochondrial
Exons: 7
Coding region: 95-1027 (310 amino acids)
Biological process (GO): lipid A biosynthetic process
Source: RefSeq, a predicted model, not a curated record